Molecule: messenger RNA, 6981 nt
Organism: Poecilia reticulata (guppy)
Lineage: Eukaryota; Metazoa; Chordata; Actinopteri; Cyprinodontiformes; Poeciliidae
Gene: map3k21
Product: mitogen-activated protein kinase kinase kinase 21
Biological process (GO): protein phosphorylation
Molecular function (GO): protein binding; ATP binding; JUN kinase kinase kinase activity
Source: RefSeq, a predicted model, not a curated record
AGCAAAACUUAUAUUUAAAAAUAUAGAUUUUUUUGAAUAGCCUUGUAAUUGUCAACUUCCAAAAAUAAUGGCCAGAAUACUUUUUUUUGCCAAAAGUGAUUCUCCCCUUCUUUUUCUUCCUUGCUUAAAACAUCUUUUGGCAAGAAAGGGAUGGCGAUUUAGGACUUUUACUAUUUUAGGAUGGUGACAAUAUGCUAAAUGAGCUUGCCAUAAUCUCACCCCACAAGCGGUUUUAAUGGAGAAAUCAGUUAAAUCACAUAAUGCAUACCAUACCAUACCAAGCAUGCUUUGAUAUGUAUGGAUGUGGAUGCAAUAGUUAAGCAUAAAGUGUUGAAAUUCAAUAUAUUUUAAUACAUUAAAUAUGCAUUCAAAUGUAUGGGCUGCAGUUUAAAGCUGUGGUUGAAUAUCAACAUUGUUAAUAGGCAUGUGUGUCGGAGUGGAUGGGGGUUUUUAUGGUUGACUAUUCCAAUAAUUUCCAUGAAAGCGCGCUCUCCACAGACAUUCCUACAGUGGCUCCUCCUUUCUCUACUCCAACUGCUGCGCUCGUCACGUGUCACCCCGUCCACCAAUCAGCGUUCACCAGAGCCAGCCCGGAGAGCAGCAGUCCUCAGAUCCAGCCAGCCACUGCUGCGACCCACUCCGCUAAGCGACAGCAGUGGCGGCGGCGGCCGGGGGAGGGAUUGUUUUGGUUAAAGUUUUUGGGAUUGUUCUUUUAUGUUUCUGUCGGCGUCUUAAUAAGAAGUUUAUCUUUUAAGAUGUUUUGUGCGCUUUUCAUUUUACUCACCGGUUUUCUUCCCCCCACUCGGAGGAGAGACUGUGGAUGAAGCGGUUUUAAAAGAGGAGCAACUUUUCCCAAACCAACCAACCAACAAACUAACCAACGGGCUGACCUAUGCUAAGCUAACCCGCUAGCCAGGAGUCUGGAAUGCAGCCGGGGUUUGUCCUUAAAGUCCACAAACCAGCAGGCAAACUUUACAUUCCGCAACUCGACUGCUACGAUCUAUUUACCUGCGAGUUUGGACGGGACACCAGCCCCGGGGAGGCUCUGUGUUUCUCCUCGGGUCGGACGGUGCAGGUGCACCUCUUGCGGCACCUGCGGAAACUUGAUAACUUUGCUCCAUCGGUUUAAGGCUAACUUUAGUUUUCUCACAGGACAUUUUGGUAUCUCGUCGUUACUUAGUUUACUUACAAAUAUUAUAUACGCAAUUCAUGGCGUAUUGGUCGCUUUUAAUAAGUCUCAGGCGUCAGCCCAUGAAGCGCUGGUGUUUGCUAAGCCGGAUUUCGGCUAAUCUUAGCGAGCAGCCUCGCUGGGUUGCUCAUUGACCAUCAUACUUCUACCGGAGUGGAGACGUGGAUACACGCUUGUAGGCUGCCUUUCUCACAGGACUUUGGACACUAUUUGACUUUCCUGGGUGCUGCGGAGGGGAUUCACCUCGCUAAAGUGACAUAAUGAGUAUAUUUAAAAGUUAUAUUUUAAAGUUUUAAUUUUUUUUUUUCCUUUUAGUUCUAUAAGCUCUGCACCCUAUGGUGCCGCUAGGGCCACCGAGAAAUGGAUGUCUCGCAGGCCGCUUCCCCAAACGGUGAAGGGCGGCCGGGCGGCGGUGGGACCGGGGAGCAUGCCUGGACAGAGUGCCCGACUGGCCGGUCGUGGGCUCACUCUGCCCCGCUGUGUCCCACUCGGUCCCUGUGGACCGCCGCGUACGACUACGAGGCAAGCGGCGAGGACGAGCUCAGCCUCAGGAGAGGGGACGUGGUCGAGGUCCUGUCCAAGGACGCUGCGAUCUCCGGGGACGAAGGAUGGUGGACGGGCAAGCUGAACCACCGGGUCGGGAUUUUCCCUUCUAAUUACGUCACGUACCAGCCUGCUAUUUACCGUCUUCCCGCAACCAGUGGGUCGGCGGGGGUGUCGGAGCAAGUGCCCAGCUCGCCCACUCAGAUUCCCUUCAGUGAACUGGUGCUGGAGGAAAUCAUUGGCGUGGGUGGCUUUGGCAAAGUCUACCGGGGAACAUGGAAAGAUCAAGAGGUCGCGGUGAAAGCGGCACGGCAAGACCCGGAUGAGGACAUCACGGCCACCGCCGCCAGCGUCAAGCAGGAGGCCAAGCUGUUUUCGAUGCUGCAGCAUCCCAACAUCAUCAAACUGGAGGGGGUGUGCUUGGAGGAGCCCAACCUGUGCCUGGUGAUGGAGUAUGCCCGAGGCGGGACGCUGAACCGGGCGCUGACUGGAAGGCGCAUCCCGCCACACAUCCUGGUCAACUGGGCCGUGCAGAUCGCACGCGGGAUGCUCUAUCUGCACGAGGAGGCCGUGGUACCCAUCAUCCAUCGGGACCUGAAGUCCAGUAACAUUUUAUUACUUGAAAAAAUUGAGAACGACGACAUCGGGAGGAAGACCUUGAAGAUCACGGACUUCGGCCUCGCCAGGGAGUGGCACAAAACUACAAAAAUGUCGGCUGCAGGCACCUACUCCUGGAUGGCCCCAGAGGUCAUCAAGUCCUCGCUCUUCUCCAAAGGCAGCGACGUGUGGAGUUACGGUGUCCUGCUGUGGGAGCUGUUAACGGGGGAGGUCCCGUACCGAGGGAUCGACGGUCUGGCUGUUGCUUACGGUGUUGCUGUCAACAAGUUGACUCUUCCCAUCCCCUCCACCUGCCCCGAACCCUUCGCCAAGCUUAUGGAAGAGUGCUGGGACCAGGACCCUCAUGUCCGCCCCUCCUUCUCCUGCAUCCUGGAGCAGCUGUCGGCCAUCGAGGAGGCGGUGAUGGCCACCAUGCCCCAGGACUCCUUCCACAGCAUGCAGGACGACUGGCGGGUGGAGAUCCAGGAGAUGUUCGAUGAGCUCAGGACCAAAGAGAAGGAGCUGCGCUCCAGGGAGGAGGAGCUGACGCGGGCCGCCCUGCAGCAGAAGUCUCAGGAGGAGCUGCUGAAGCGGCGCGAGCAGCAGCUGGCGGAGCGCGAGAUCAACGUGUUGGAGAGAGAGCUCAACAUCCUCAUCUUCCAGCUCAACAAGGACAAGCCCAACGUCAAGAAGAGGAAAGGCAAAUUCAAACGCUCCCGCCUCAAACUGAAGGAUGGAAACCGCAUCAGCCUGCCCUCAGACUUCCAGCACAAGAUAACCGUGCAGGCGUCGCCUUCCAUGGACAAGCGGCGCAGCCUCCACAGCACCAGCUCCUCUCCGCCCAGCAGCCCCACACUCAUCCCCCGACUGCGAGCCAUCCAGCUCACACAAGACGAGAGCAACCGUACGUGGGGCCGCAGCUCCCUCUUCAGGCCAGAGGAGUUCGACGACGUGAAAAAAGGAAUCAAGAAGAAAGGAAGAACCUGGGGCCCCAGUUCAGUUCAGAGCAAAGAAAGACCUGCUGCAGCUGAGAGGGUGCGCCCUCUGUCAGACGGCAGUAACCCCUGGUCCACCAGCCUGCUGAAGUCCCAGAAGUCUGUUCCCCUCGCCGCUCUGUUCGGCGAACAAGCGGGAGCAGGCAGGGAGGAGGCGUUCCCCCAGGAAUGUCCCGACAGCAGCUCCAAACCAAAGCAGCUCAAGUUCCCCAACCAGGUUUACAUCGACCUUCCUCUGUGGAGGGACGAGACGCAGCCUCAGAGCCCCGGCGGGAGCGGCGGACCGGGCGACGCCGGGGUCGGUGCAGGAAGUCCCCCAGAGACUCCGGAAGACCCCUGCACCACCACGUCCACCUCCUCCACCUCCACAACCCCUCAGCUGACCCCCACCAACAGCCUGAAGAGGGCGUCAGCGCGACGGAAGACCGACUUUGCGCUGUACGGCUGCGGCUCGCUGCUGGCCUCCGUGGUCCUGGGUUACGACAUCAGAGAGGCCAUCAGGACCUCAGCUCCUCCUGAGGAGUACGAAACCCCAAAAGAGGAGAAGAAGAAGAAGGAGGGCCUGUUUCAGCGUGCAACCCGGUUCCGCCGCAGCACCUCCCCGCCGGGCGGCCGCUCCCGCAAGGAAGACGCGUCUUCAAACGGCGCCGGCGCCCCGCCGGUCAACCUCGUCUCGAUGUCUGCCAUCAUGGAGUGCAAUUCCACCAAGUGCCUCUUACAGCCGGAGGCGGAGGCGUCGGAGCCGAGUCCUGGGAAGGCCGAGCCUGCGGUCAACGAUCACAACUCAGAAACGUCCCGACCCGUCAGAGCAGCAGCUGCAGACAGCCAGAGCAACAAGCCUGCAGCUGAAACCCAGAAGGCAGAGCAAAGUCAGAGUCGGCCCCCAGAGCAGAGCAAACACAACACAGGAACACGACUGCGCAGGAAGAAGUACACCACCAACCACAACACCCACAACGGCCCUCCGGCGCCACCUGCUGCUCAGAGGAAGCAGGAGAAGGAGGAAAAGCCGGCCAACGGGGACGCUGUCCCGCGGCAGAGGCCCCUGUCAUUCCGGGCCAAGCCCCACACCUGGGCCCUGCUGCGGGGCCGCAACAAGAGCUACUCCCUGGGCCACUACUCCGGGGAGAAGACGGCCCAGGACCUGAGCGUAGUGCUGUCCUCGGAGGUGGGCUGCUCGCUGCUCGACAUGGACACGGAGGGGCAGAAACGGGACUGCACCGUGCCGCUCUGCCGCAUCCAGAGCUCCCCAGCACGGCCCUCCAUGUUUGAGCUGGAGAAAGAGUUUUUCUCCUAGGAGCCUGGAGCUGAGCGAGGCGGGCUGUAGAGGGUAGCUGGGGGGGGUUUUAGACGUACGCUGCCUUUGUUCCUUUUUGUCUCUAAAAGCACCAUAGAAAGAAGGUUUUUUUUUUUUUUUUUGCUUAGUGCCUGAGCAAAGUGAUGUUGGGGUGUCACAGCGCUCUAAAAGAACCGCCUUAAACACGUUUCCAGAACAGACUCUGACCCCUGACCUUGCCCUCGCCGUUACCCCGCCCUGUCCCCUCCGUAUGUCGUCGCAGCUCAACGUUGACCGCCGCUGCAUCUCCCCCGACUCAAAACACCUUUUUAUUUAUUUUUAUCGGUAAUUUAAUAUGAACUGAGUUAGUGGGCAGCAGGACAUACAUUCCACCUCCGUUUCACAGCUGCGUCAUCAGGCUCCUAGAUUUAUUUUCUCACUUGAGAAUCGUACAUGUAAACUUAAAAUGUUCACACACAAAAAAGGCAAUGUUUGUAAAUAUGACUUUUUACCCACUGUCAGCCUGAUGCUGCUGCUGUUUUCUAUUGCAAAUGUGUUUUUAUGACUGUCAGCUCAGUCUGCGCUCUAGGGACAGGUUACAUUAUCAAUGCUAGAGCCGAAGCAUCUGUUGUUCCACCCAGAACGGCCUAAAGAUUAUAGAGAUGCAGGUAGAAAAUCACUGGAAGUCUUACAAAGCAGACAUGGAAACUAUUCUUGUAAAAAAAAAAAAAAGACAAGAAAAAUGUUGCUGUUUAUGUAUUUAUAGAUGUUUUUUUUUUUUUUCUGGUUCUCAGCACACUAAAGCAGAUUUUUCAUAUAAAGCAGUAAAACCCAACAAGAGCUGAUUGGUUGAAACAUGAACACAUGAGCUGCGUCUGUAAUGGGGAGUUGAAAAAGUUCAACUCUUACGGAUUCAUCUCACACCCUCGAGCUUUUAUUUGAAAUUUUGAUGAUUGUGACCUGGAGCUCAUGAAACGUGUCAGAAAUAUUCCAUAAGGAUGGGGCGUCAAUCACAGUGUUGCCAUGGUUACUGGCGGCUUCAGCAGCAGGAGUCACGUUCUGCUGGAAGAUGACAUCAGUAUCCUCAUGGCUUCACAACCCUUUCUAAGCUGUUACUUUCUCAUCUUUUUCCGCACUGCCACACUUUUUCCUCCACUCAACUUUCCAUUGACAUCCACUGAACAGGCAGAUUCGUUAUCAGCGACCUUUUGAGGUCACUGUCUUAAAAGUAACACAUCAGUACUUUUUAAAAAAUUAUUAUUAUUGGUCUUAUGCAAUAUUUUAAAAUCCCAAUAAACGUUCUACUCAGUUCCAUUAGCUUUAAGCCGUAGUCAUCAAAACAAAGAAUCUGUUUAGCACGAGUUUUACCUUUUGAUGAGUUACUGAAACAAAUCACAGUUUAAGUCAUACUCUGUUUUACUGAGGGACUUGUAUUAUUUCCACACAUUCCUGAAUGCAGCUGGUUUUUAAAGUGUGCUCAGUAAAGCUUGUGCCUUUUUUAAUGCAAGCAUCACAUAUUUUUACCUGAAUGAACCUGUUGAACUGUUACAUUUAACAACUUCCACAUUCGGUUGAAUCCGUUUCGCAUCAUGAAGUCUAUUUAAGCGUAAAAAUAUUUCUUUUCACCUGAACAAACUCGUCCCGUCGCGCUCAGAAAAGUCCGGAGACGUUUGAAUUACAUUUUACUUUAAACUACCUGCUUCCUCAGGACUUGUGAAGGUCUCUGUAUCCCAGCAGGCUUUGCUCUCCAGACCUUUUCUACGCUCCAGAGCUCUGAAUCGGGUUUUAACUGUAACUGAAAAGUGCGUACAGCGCCUCUUCACUUGUUUCACCCGUUGUCUUACUGAGUUUCCUAGAGAAGGGCUAAAGGAUGAACUUAGAGAAGCGUCUGAAUUACCAGACGGUGUGAAUGUCUUCCUGACAUUUGCGUGCGUCUUGAUUUUUUGAUUUUUUUUGUAGAGCGUGAAGUAUCCGAGUCUCAAACUGUUAAAGGUGCUAUCCAAGCCGUUUUUCAGAACCGUCUGUAAAUAGCGCGCCAUUUUGUGGCGAAAGUUUUCUCUUACAUUCCUAAGACGCUUUUCCACGGCAGCGAUGGGGACCAGAUUUGACAUUAUAAUUUUUCUGCGUUCAGACCCAAAAACCACUAAUCCAACCUGCUGCUAUGUGAAGGAGACGAAGCGUAGAGGCCUGCGAAGUGAUCAAACUGUGUAAAACUUCUUCUUCUUUUUUUGUUUUUAAAGACGGCUGAUGACACUGACUGGGUUCAGAUCUGUUUCAGUGGGCCGUGCGUGUUUAUCCUGACAGUAUUGGUUAUGUCAUGCCUGAUCAAUCAAGAGUUAUCAUGUUUAUCAACGUUUUAAAUAAAGUCCACAUCAAGCCUA